Messenger RNA from Hemibagrus wyckioides, 768 nucleotides. Its product is annotated as hemoglobin subunit beta-like. Gene Ontology annotation, cellular component: blood microparticle; hemoglobin complex; haptoglobin-hemoglobin complex. Lineage: Eukaryota; Metazoa; Chordata; Actinopteri; Siluriformes; Bagridae. Gene Ontology annotation, biological process: hydrogen peroxide catabolic process; oxygen transport. The record is from RefSeq and is a predicted model, not a curated record. Bases 66 to 509 code for a protein of 147 amino acids. The transcript is spliced from 3 exons. Gene Ontology annotation, molecular function: haptoglobin binding; organic acid binding; heme binding.
GAUGCAUAUAUAAGCGUCCUGAAAAGACUUCAUCAGAACAUUCAGAGACUCCAAAAGCCAGCAACAUGGUUGAGUGGACAGAUUUCGAGCGCGCUACCAUCCAGGACAUCUUUUCCAAGAUCGACUACAAGUCUGUCGGUCACCAGGCCCUGUCAAGGUGUCUGGUCGUGUACCCAUGGACCCAGAGGUAUUUCGCUAGCUUUGGAAACUUGUACAACGCCGCUGCCAUCGUGGGAAAUCCCAAGGUUGCUGCCCACGGCCUGACGGUAAUGCAAGGGCUGGAGAAAGCGGCGAAGAACCUGGACAACAUUAAGGCCACUUACGCCGAGUUGAGUGUGCUGCACUCUGAACAUCUGCACGUGGAUCCCGAUAACUUCAAGCUGCUGGCUGACUGCAUUACCAUUGUAGUUGCCUCUGUCCUGGGUGCGAGCUUCACAGCUGAAGUGCAGGCAGUUCUGCAGAAGUUCCUGGCUGUCGUAGUGUCUGCACUCGGAAAACAGUACUAUUAAAUUAAAAUCGAGAGGACCAACAUUUUUUGCUUUAAAAACAAUCCUGCACUUGCUAAUGUCUAAAUAAAAUAACCAAUACUACUUUGAGAGUUGUGUGGUUGAUCAUGGCUUACUUUUUUUUUUGCCGAAACUGCAUGAAAAGUAUUUUAAUUGACAUGUUUGGUCAUUUAGAAUAGCACAUAGAAAUAGGAAUUUGAAACAAAUUAAAAUAGUUCAUUUAUUAUGCUUUUGUGUAAUUAAUAAAACAAAUUAAACACUU